Messenger RNA from Erinaceus europaeus (western European hedgehog), 939 nucleotides. RefSeq names its product putative olfactory receptor 2W6. The record is from RefSeq and is a predicted model, not a curated record. Gene Ontology annotation, biological process: G protein-coupled receptor signaling pathway. Gene Ontology annotation, cellular component: membrane. The transcript has a single exon. Lineage: Eukaryota; Metazoa; Chordata; Mammalia; Eulipotyphla; Erinaceidae. The coding region runs from base 7 to 939 and encodes 310 amino acids. Gene Ontology annotation, molecular function: G protein-coupled receptor activity; olfactory receptor activity.
UUUCAGAUGAUGAAAAUAAAUGACAGCUCCAGGGACCACUUCAUCUUGGUCGGCUUUUCAGAAUAUCCCAGGGCUGAGUUCAUCCUUUCUCUGUUUGCUUCUGGCUUUUAUGCCAUGACACUUUUAGGCAAUGCAGUCAUCAUCUUGGUCUCUGUCCUGGACAGCAGGCUCCACACCCCAAUGUACUUCUUCCUCCGCAACCUCUCCUUCCUGGACAUGUGUUUUACUACUUCCAUUGUUCCUCAGAUGCUGGCAAACAUGUGGGAAAAAAGUAAGACAAUCACCUAUGUAGGUUGUGUGGUUCAGUUUUCAGUGGCCUUGGCUCUUGGGUCCACAGAGUGUGUGCUCCUCGCUGUCAUGGCUGUUGACCGUUAUGUUGCUGUCUGCUGGCCCCUCCGAUAUACUACAAUUAUGCACCAACAGGUCUGCCACAUCUUUGCCGCCACUUCCUGGUUGUCUGGGUUUGCCAACUCUCUCUUUCAGUCUUCCCUGGCUAUGCUUUUGCCUCUAUGUGGCCACCAUAGAGUAGACCAUUUCCUUUGUGAGAUUUUGAUUAUUGUCAAGCUGUCCUGUGUGGACACUCAUCCAACUGAGUCAAAGAUGUUAGUUGCUCGAAUGAUCAUCCUCAUCAUCCCAGUGUCCAUCAUUCUCACCUCCUAUGCCCUAAUUGCCAGGGCUGUGGUAAGGAUGAAGUCUGCUGAAGGACGGAAGAAGGCCUUUGGGACUUGUGCAUCCCAUCUGGUUGUGGUCUCACUGUUCUAUGGAACUGUCAUGUUUAUGUAUCUUCAGCCCAAGCAUAAAUACUCUCAGCACCAAGGGAAGGCCCUGGCCCUUGUUUAUACCACUGUGGCUCCCAGCAUGAACCCACUGGUCUACACACUGAGAAACAAAGAUGUCAAGCGGGCAAUUAGGAAAGUGGUUUGGAAGGAUUCCCUUUAA